Molecule: messenger RNA, 3269 nt
Organism: Mycotypha africana
Lineage: Eukaryota; Fungi; Mucoromycota; Mucoromycetes; Mucorales; Mycotyphaceae
Product: armadillo-type protein
Exons: 15
Coding region: 49-3021 (990 amino acids)
Biological process (GO): protein import into nucleus
Cellular component (GO): cytoplasm; nuclear membrane
Molecular function (GO): small GTPase binding
Source: RefSeq, a predicted model, not a curated record
AAAAAAUUAACGAGUGGAAACUCACACUGUAGAGAAACAAUUAUUAUUAUGGACUAUCCAACAGUUACUCAAGUUGAAACACUUAUAAACGAGCUUUAUAGUUCAAGCGAUCCACUUGUCGCCAAAGAAAUCCAGGAUCAACUUCAGACAUUACAGAAGCAACCAAUUGCUUGGGAAAUUGCCUCUCAACUACUUUUUUCGCAAACAGAUCAUUGUCGGUUUUUCGGUGCACAUACGUUUCAAGUGAAAAUCACACGCGAUUGGGAAACGCUACCAGAGAAUAAACAUGAAUGGUUAAAGAGCGAACUCCUUAAUUGGAUAGUUCGGUUAUGUGGAGGACCAGCUUUUGUCACUACCAAAUUAUGCAUAGCAUUAAUAGCCUAUUCAUUCCAUUCAGUGCCCGAUAAAUGGCCGCACUUCAUCGCAUCAACAGUAGAAGCGCUACAACUAGGCUCACAAGCUUAUGGUGUGCCAGCCCAAACAAUCUAUUCAACUAUUCUGGAAUUUUUAACGCUUGUACCUGAGGAAAUAUCCAAUUCUAACCUUAUUGGCGGACACAAGCUACAGCUGAUUGGAGAAUUAAAAGAAGGCGUUCCGAUUGUUCUGACAACCAUAUCGACGCUACUAUUUCAACCUGUCAAUUCGGCUGAUACACUUCAACAUAAAUCAUUAAGAUGCUUACAGAGCUGGAUACAGUAUGGGAUUAAUUUAGAAGAUGCACAUACUUUGUUACAAAAAGUGAUGAUCUUACUUGGUCACCCGGAAUUAUUUGAACCUGCCGUUGACGUCUUAUUAGAAUCUAUGCAACAAACAGCGUGGGCGAGGUAUCAAAAUUAUCGAAAUGAGUUAUUAUCAUGUUUCACGAGCGACGCCAUGAAGGAGAAGUUUGAGACUUGUAUUGCAGAUGAGGAUGAGGAAACUGCGCUUGCGCUUGCAAAGUUGUUUACGACCUUUGGAGAGACAUAUACAGAUUUUAUAGUGAAACAUUUGGCCCGGCCAGACAUAAAGUGGCUGUUGCAGAUGAUAUUACAAUUAACAGAUUAUAAAGGUUACUAUCCGAUAGAUCAGGAAGUAUCUGAAAUUCCACUCAACUUUUGGUAUAUAAUGCAAGAAACCUUAUUUGAUGAGAAUGUAUUACCUUUGCGCCCUAUAUCGACGCCACCACAUCUCGAUGAGGGAAAUUCAAGGGAUGAGGCUGUUUGGAUUUAUGAGUGUGGGCAAACCUCGUUGGCUAUUUAUCGUGAUUUAGUGAAAAUCCUGAUUCAGAAAGCUUGCUACCCAGAUGAAAUGACUUGGAAUUCAUGGAAUAAAGAUGUUAAAGAUAAGUUUAAGAUCUGGAGACGUGAUUUGGGAGAUACAAUGAUCAAUCCCUACUUUGUAUUGAAAGACGAGAUGUUAUCAAUUCUCUUGGAGCAAGCAACAUGCAUUAUCGAGCAAUGGGAAGGCUUACCAAACUCAGCACAAUAUUUAGAGGCUACGUUAUUUUGCCUGAAAAGCAUAUCUGAAGAGAUCAGUGCGAAGGAAAGUGUUUACAUAUCUCGGUUUUUUGGCGCAGAGAUAUUAGGAAAAUUACAAAGUGAUUGUAGUAUUCGAUUGAAAAAUACUGUUUUAUUACUUAUGGGUUCAUUCUCGGAAUGGCUCAAAUCAAACCCCCAAUUAUUAAACCCAAUCAUGAACUACAUUGUACCUUGCCUGAGUAAUCCUAACCUAGCCCCAGCUGCUACCUCUUCCUUUUCAGAUAUUUGCGAUAACUGCCGCGAAUCUCUAGUUGAUGAGUUAGAAAGUCUGAUGCAUGUUUAUGUAGCUAUGGCAAAUUCAAGUAUAAAGUCUAUUUUCAUGCAGAAGGUUGUGCAAUCUGUUGCUGAUGUGAUUCAAGUUCUGCCACCUGAAAGAGCUAUACCUCCUUUAAUGUCGUUAACUGGAGAUAUUUUGCAAGGCAUAUCGAAAGCGCUUAAUUUAAUAGAAGAAAACCCUGAAGGGUCACGAGACGCAACCCUUGUCCAACUUCAAUAUCUAACUGCAUGUUGUCGUGGUAUACAAUCACCAAAUGAUGAUUACAAGUCCUUAACAGAACGGGAUGAAAUUUACGAUGCAUUUGCUAGCGGGAAAUUGACUAAAGCAUAUAUGAAAAUUGAUGGCUUCAGCGAUAUUGCUUUUGCCAUUGAGCAAUCUACUGCACGUAUUGCACGAGUAUGGGGUGCAGAUGAAGCUAUUGCAAAGGCCUUAUCAACUUUCGUUGACCAAGGUAUCAAGUCAACAAGUCCUUUACUCAGUUUGAGUUUUGUAAAUUUCGUAGAGUUGGUAGAGGCAAGUUAUACAACUGCGGCUUAUGCUUGCUGGCUUGACUCAGCAGCACUUGCAAUGACGGUAUUCGGUGGGCAGGGAAUGUACACUGAGAGAUUGAGAGACAUGCUAGGUACAUUGACAACAAAGACGUUGGAGGUAAUUAAUGGAACAGAAGCUAUGGAGAAUUAUCCAGACAUUGUUGACAGUUACUUCGGAUUACUUUCAAGGACGUUACGACGUUGUCCUUUAGCAUUUUAUCAUUUACCAUUGUCCAUGAUCAAUAUGAUUUUCUUGAUCGUCAUUGCAGGCUUAGGAUUGCAAGAGCGCUUAGCAUUGAAAGCAGCUGUUAUGUUCAUGGCCGAUUUUGUCACGCAAGAUCAUCCAGAUAAUUCAGAUAUAAGUGAAGUAGCGGACACAAUCAUGAUGAACUUGGGAAUCAAAAUUAUGGAACAGCUAUUAUUGGGUAUUGGUGGUCGUGUGCCUAGGUCUUUUUCAGGACCACUUGUGGACGUUUUACAUCGAAUAACAGGGAAAUAUUUGCAACCUAGUCGCGAAUGGUUAAGAACAUUACUAGCAACUGAUGGUUUCCCUUCUCCUUUGGUAACUCCAGAAGACAAGGAGGCAUUACUUAAAGGCGUAUUAGGGAAUCGAUCUUUGAAGAGAUUUAAAGAGACGGUAAAUAACUUUUCCAUAAAAUGCAGAGGCCUUGGGAACACAACUUUUGGCAAAGUGUAAAUGUCCCUCGAAUAAUACAUCUAGUCUGUACGGUAAUGUAUCGCAUACACCAUUUUUACUUUUUCUUGUGUGCACUUUGAGAUUUAUCUUGCGCAUUAUCCAAUAAAAUCUGCGUAUCCGUAAUUUUUUGGUUUUUUUUGCGUCUUUUUAUUCUAUAUCAUUUCAUUGACCAGUAUCCAAAAUUUGAAAUCCAAUGAAAUGCCCCCAUUUGACCCAAAAUUUUGAAUAGGGUAGGUACGAGUUGAUAA